Molecule: messenger RNA, 594 nt
Organism: Copidosoma floridanum
Lineage: Eukaryota; Metazoa; Arthropoda; Insecta; Hymenoptera; Encyrtidae
Product: nucleoplasmin-like protein ANO39
Source: RefSeq, a predicted model, not a curated record
AUGUUGAGUUACGCAUUAGUUGUUUGGGAGAAAACAAGGGAGAUAAUCACCAUCCCAGAAAGCGAAGUGCGACAAGGAAAAGGAAAAUUGGGAAAUGGCUGGUAUCCAUGCAAGAUCUUAAAGACUAGCGAGUUACUAGACACUUACUUCGUGACCACCGAUGGAGAUGUUCUCACUGCCAACGACGACUCUUUGAGUACCUCGGUUUUUUUGAACAGACAGAAAGAAACCCGAACUGAAACCCGGAAACAGAAUCAAAUAAAAGAAAAACAGAGCGAAGAUGCACAUCAAUCGAUUUUAAAUAAAAAGCCUGUUAUUGAAUCUGAUGCCUCUGAUGAAGAUAAUGAUAGCUUAAAUGGAAGUGAAAAAGAAGAUGAAGAGGACAGUGAAGAAGAAAACAUUGAUCAAGUAGACAGACAAAAAAAAGAUAAAAAGCAUAAUAAACAAAAUGAUGGUGGUAAUACUGAUAAAAUCAAGAAAAGUAGCAGCGAGAAGGAACAAAUAAGCGAUGACAAUACUCAUGAUUACACAAAUCGAAAAAAAUCGAAGAAGUCAGACACGACUGAGAUGGAAAGAAAAGCGAACGCGUUUUGA